Molecule: messenger RNA, 1691 nt
Organism: Sardina pilchardus (European sardine)
Lineage: Eukaryota; Metazoa; Chordata; Actinopteri; Clupeiformes; Clupeidae
Gene: psmd11b
Product: proteasome 26S subunit, non-ATPase 11b
Exons: 13
Coding region: 22-1290 (422 amino acids)
Biological process (GO): ubiquitin-dependent protein catabolic process
Cellular component (GO): proteasome regulatory particle, lid subcomplex
Molecular function (GO): structural molecule activity; protein binding
Source: RefSeq, a predicted model, not a curated record
GGCUGAUUUUGAAUAAGGAAGAUGGCAACCGCGGCAGUGGUUGAGUUUCAGAGAGCCCAGUCUCUCAUUAGUACGGACAGAAAUGCCUCUAUUGAUAUUUUACACUCAAUAGUGAGGCGAGAUGUCCAACAAGAUGAUGAGGAGGCGGUCAGAGUUAAGGAGCAGAGCAUCCUUGAGCUGGGAAAUCUCCUGGCCACGACCGGUCAGGCUGCAGAGCUGGGGGGACUGCUGAAGUUUGUGAGGCCUUUCCUCAUCUCCAUCAGCAAGGCCAAGGCUGCCCGACUAGUGCGCUCCCUUCUGGACCUCUUCUUGGACAUGGAGGCCGCCACAGGACAGGAAGUGGAGCUGUGCCUGGAGUGCAUUGAGUGGGCCAAGGCUGAGAAGAGGACCUUCCUCAGACAGGCCUUGGAGGCCCGGCUGGUCUCACUGUAUUUUGACACCAAACGGUAUCAGGAAGCCCUGUCACUUGGGUCGCAGUUGCUGCAGGAGCUCAAAAAGAUGGAUGACAAGGCUUUGCUGGUGGAGGUGCAGCUGCUCGAGAGCAAGACUUACCACGCCCUCAGUAACCUCCCCAAGGCCCGGGCUGCUCUCACCUCAGCCAGGACCACGGCUAAUGCCAUCUACUGCCCUCCCAAACUUCAGGCAGCUCUGGACAUGCAGUCAGGAAUCAUCCACGCAGCUGAGGAGAAGGACUGGAAGACGGCCUACUCCUACUUCUUCGAGGCUUUCGAGGGCUACGACUCUAUCGACAGCCCCAGGGCCGUCACUGCACUGAAAUACAUGCUGCUCUGCAAGAUCAUGCUCAGCCACCCAGAAGAUGUUCAUGCCCUGAACAGUGGAAAACUUGCCCUACGGUAUGCUGGGAGACAAACAGAUUCACUGAAGUGUGUAGCACAAGCCAGCAAGAACAGAUCAUUAGCUGACUUUGAGAAGGCUCUGAGAGAUUACAAAUCGGAGCUGAGGGACGACCCUAUUAUCAACACGCAUCUGAAAAAGCUGUAUGACAAUCUGCUGGAGCAGAAUCUCAUCAGGGUCAUUGAGCCUUUCUCCAGAGUACAGAUCACACACAUAUCUUCACUCAUCAAACUCUCAAAGGGGGAUGUGGAGAGGAAACUAUCACAAAUGAUUCUGGAUAAGAAAUUUCAUGGCAUUCUGGACCAAGGUGAAGGGGUUCUUAUCAUAUUUGAAGAGCCUCCGGUGGACAAAACCUACGAGGCAGCCUUGGAAACCAUUCAGAACAUGAGCAAAGUGGUUGAUUCACUUUACAACAAAGCAAAGAAGCUGACAUAGGACCAAAGUCCAGACUGCAGCUAAGAGGGACAGAGUGUGUGUACUGUAUGUGUGUGAGUGUGUACUGUAUGUGUGUGCGUGUGUGUGUGUACACAUGUGCGUGCGUGUGUGUGUGUGGCCAACACGUGGAACCUUUUUUUGCGGGGGAGGAAGGACGACGUCAAGCAGAAUUCGAAAGCUGCAGCGGGAGUCCACCCCCCACAACCCCCCCCCCCCCCCCCCCCGCCCCACCUGAGAGUUUUUAACAUCUCCUCCAAUGGACUUCAACAAAUUAUACAUCCGUUUUUUUCCUUCACUCUUUAUUUUCCGCUCAGUGUUCUCUUUCAGUGUAUCUCAACGGCCGACACAGGCCAUCAGGGAUUAUAUUUACAGCCACAAUAAAAGAUAAAGCAGUAAUCAUA